GCUAACCAUGUACACCAGCUCCAGUAUAAAUACCACCUCAUAACCCCUCUUCAUCAUCAGUUCACAGUUACUUCCAGUUCAGUGCUACAACCAUCAUGAGGAUCUUACUUCUGCUAACUCUCAUCAUCUCUCUUGCUUCCAGCAUACCUCUGGUUCAGGAGUUCUUCGCUGCGAUGGAUAAGUACCACGGAAUGUCACGAGGUCUCAUGUCUGGAGGGUUACCGUCUGGAGGAGACAAGGUGACAGAACGGGAGAGAUUCCUGAACUUCAAGCAGUACAAAACGGAGAUAGACCGGAUAAACGGAGACGACAGUAUACCGUACAGUGCGGAGGUGAACAUGUUUAGUACUCUGACAGAAGCGGAACGGAGACAGUACACCGGUCUGAAUAUCUCUAAGUAUGCGGAGGAAGAAACAAAGUUGCACCUCUCUGCUGAACCAAACCUUCCAACUAGCUCUCAACCCAAGUAUCUCGACUGGGUGUCUAGAGGUGCGAAUCCUCCAAUGAAGAACCAAGGAAGUUGUGGUAGCUGUUGGGCAUUCGGUACGAUAUCCUCCAUCGAGAGUACCUACUUUCUUAUGACUGGGGACCUGGUACCGUUUGCCGAGCAAGAACUUCUCGACUGUACCUACGAGACUGAUGGCUGCAAAGGAGGAUGGUUGAGCCACCCUAUUAACUACGUCAAACAUGCCCGACGUCUAGCCAGCAGCGAAGACAAAGUUUACAACCAAGAAGACGGCUCCUGCUCCUACUCCAGAGUUGCAAACUCCCUAACUAAAGCUAGAGUUACCGGCUACCAGACCUACAAGGGAGACUCAGGUCUGAUCUCAGGUCUGAACAAGGGUGUCGUAUCAGUAGCAAUCUAUGUCGGAAACACCUUCCACGUUUACAAGAACGGCAUCUACAAGGAUGUCUCGGGAUGCCAGAAUAAAUCACCAAACCACGCAGUCUCAGUAGUUGGAUACGGGAAUACAGGAGGUGAGAACUACUGGAAAGUGAGGAACAGCUGGGGUGCCCAGUGGGGAGACAAAGGCUACAUCAGGAUGUCCAGGGACGUGUCCAGCAACUGUGGGAUCUCCGAGCACAUUUACCGUCCGAUCAUGCAGUGCACUGGAGAUUGCAACCCUCCCCAGUUCGAUGAGCAGGAAGAGAAGGAAUGCAAGAACCUGAAGAAGGAAACUUACUGCGACAGGUUCUCUGAUCACUGCGAUAAAGGCAGGUAUUACGGUUGGAUGACUAAAAAUUGUAAAAAGACCUGUGGGAUCUGUGAGGGAGCAGAUAAUAACGAUGAAACGAAUGAUAAUAACGGAGGAAAGUGUCCCACUGGCACUGUGAGAUGUUCUGACGGAGUCUGCAAGCACGAACACAUGUGUCACUAUAACAGAGUUUAGAAACUGUCUUAGUACUCUCUCGGUACGAUGUUUUCUUUAUGUAACUGGGCUUAUAUUUAUAAUUUAUACGUAUGUUUAACUUUGUCGAUUGUUUUUCAGGUCUUCUUUCGUUUGCCACGAAGGUUUUGUUUUGUGUUGAGUUGAUGUAACACUGUAACAGUAUGAUAUACUGUUUUGUGUAUUUGUAAAGCAUUUGAUAAUUAUA
Molecule: messenger RNA, 1596 nt
Organism: Bolinopsis microptera
Lineage: Eukaryota; Metazoa; Ctenophora; Tentaculata; Lobata; Bolinopsidae
Product: digestive cysteine proteinase 2-like
Exons: 1
Coding region: 96-1391 (431 amino acids)
Cellular component (GO): lysosome
Molecular function (GO): cysteine-type endopeptidase activity
Source: RefSeq, a predicted model, not a curated record